Lutzomyia longipalpis is the source of this 3811-nucleotide messenger RNA. Its product is annotated as zinc finger protein 91-like. Gene Ontology annotation, molecular function: RNA polymerase II cis-regulatory region sequence-specific DNA binding; zinc ion binding; DNA-binding transcription activator activity, RNA polymerase II-specific. The record is from RefSeq and is a predicted model, not a curated record. The transcript is spliced from 8 exons. Bases 120 to 3440 code for a protein of 1106 amino acids. Gene Ontology annotation, biological process: regulation of transcription by RNA polymerase II. NCBI's taxonomy places the organism in Eukaryota, Metazoa, Arthropoda, Insecta, Diptera, Psychodidae. Gene Ontology annotation, cellular component: nucleus.
CAUAAACAAUUAUUUCAUUGUAAAAAAUUGUGGUAAAAAAGUGACAAAUUCACAUUUCUUUUCACAAAUUAAAGAAGGGAAAGUGUCGUGAAGAGUGUUUUUAGUGCAUUGUACGUGAGAUGGAGUACGUGAAUGUGUCAGGAAAGUGCCGGGCGUGUAGUAUAAAGACGCAGAAGGAGUUCCAGAUUCCCAUCUUUGCCACAGAGAAUCUCCAGCUGAUUUUCCACGAAGCUACAUCACUUGAGAUUCACGAGAAUGAUGGACUUCCGGGAAUUCUCUGUGAGGAUUGCCACAAACGCCUUGUGGAGACCCAUAAAUUUCGCCAAAUGUGCGCAUCUUCAGCCCUAGCAUUCCGGCAAUUAAUCUUCGGGAAUGGUGAUAGUGAUUUUGAGGAGAAAUACAAACCUCCGGAGGUUGUAGGUGUUCCUGAUGAGGGAGAAGUUACACAUCCGGGGGAAAAUUCAAGUUUGUCUGAAGAGAAAUUCCAUCCGCUCGAAGCUCUAGCUGAUACUGUACUUAUCUAUGAGGAAGGUAGUUUAUCUGAAUCACCUGAUGGAAAGCAGAAGCGUCCAAAGGGUAAAAGAAGUUUCCCAAAAGAUGAUACAGAUCCACUGAAAGAUGACCCUGAUUGGACGUAUAAAGCAAAGAGGGGUCGCAAAAAACAGAAGAAUCCAUCACAAUCGUCAUCGAAGGAAUUUAGCGUGUCAGCUGAUGGUAUUCCGGAAGAGGGUGUGAAUGUAAAGGAAGAGCCAAAAGAUGACGUGGUAGAAGAAGAUGAGUUUGUGUGCAAGAUUUGUGGUAAAAAGUAUGGAAAGAAGGAAAGUCUUAAGUCCCACAUGAGGAGUAAUCACAAAACAGAACGUGGCCUCGUUGUACCAGAAUGCAAUGUCUGUGGGAAGAAGUUCAAACGUUCCAGUAGUGUCAAAGAUCACAUGGUGCGAAAACACAGUGAAAAGGAAAAUCUCAAAUGCAGAAAAUGUGAAGAAGUUUACAGCACAGCAGAGGAGUUCGCGAGUCACGAGAAAGAAUGGCAUGAUCCGAAGAAUCCUAAAUUUCACGUUUGCGAAUUUUGUGCGAAGGAAUUUACAACCCGUAAGCUUCUUCGUAAGCACAAGAAAAUCCACAAUGAAUCCGUAGUAUGUGCCCUAUGUGGGAAGGUGUAUGUGAAUAAGGAUGGGCUGAGGAAGCACAUGGGGUUCGUUCAUCAGAGAAAAAAAGUCUGCGAGUGUAAGGUCUGUGGUAGGAAGUUUACACGCCCGGACACCCUCAGGGGGCACAUGGUGCGCAAGCACGGGGCUACGGGUAUGCUAAAAUGCUUAGAAUGCGGGACGCUUUUUUGCACACAAGAAGGUCUUUCACGGCACAUGAUUACUUGUCAUGAUCCUGAGAAUCCCAAGAAAAAACCUGAAAAGAAAAUAAUAUGCGAACACUGUGGCAGGACGUUGUGGUCCAAGACAGAUCUUAUGCAACAUCUCAAUUCCCAUGCUGGAAUUUUGCCGUUUAAAUGCAAAAUCUGUCCACGGGGAUAUUCCUCAAAGCAUCUCCUCAAAGUCCACAUGAUGCGUCAUGAAGGGAUUAAGAAUCACGUAUGCACAAUUUGUGGCCUCCGGAAAACCACCCUAACAGAGCUAAAGACUCACAUGAAUAUCCACACGAAAGAAAGAACAUUUCCCUGUAACCUUUGUUCCAGGGUUUUUCUUAAUACAGCUGGUCUAUCACGACACACCAAAGUUGUCCAUCAGGCGAUUAAGGCCUUCGAGUGCCCCCACUGUGAACGUUCAUUCGGGAAGAAGGAAACCCUCAAGCACCACGUGAUGACCCACACAGGUGAGAAGCCCCAUGGUUGCAAUGUCUGCGGGAAGAGAUUCAUCCAACCAACAGCGCUUCAGACUCACAUGAAGACGCAUCAGAAGUUUAAUUUAAAUCUUGAAAGUGUAGUGAAGUGCUCCCUGUGUACAGUGCGUGAGAUGGAGUGCGUGAUUUUAUCAGGAAGGUGCCGGGCGUGCAGUAUAAAGACACAGAAGGAGUUCCAGAUUCCCAUCUUUGCUACAGAGAAUCUCCAGCUGGUCUUCCACGAAGCUACAUCACUCGAGAUUCACGAGAAUGAUGGACUUCCGGAAGUAAUUUGCGAGGAUUGCCACAAACGCCUCUUAGAGGCUCAUGAAUUCCGUCAAAUGUGUGCAGCUUCAGCGCUGGAAUUUCAACAAAUAAUCUCCGGGGAUUGUGAUAGUGACUUCGAAGAAAAAUACAAACCUCCGGAAGUCUCGCUGAAUAGUGCAGAAGAGUCCCCGCGCACGAACAUCUCCUAUCCGGAUGAUAAAUUUAUUCCUCUGGAAGGUCUUGUGGAAACACGACUUGAUGGGAGUACACAAAAAAUUGGUAAACUCGAAAAGAAUGCAAAGAAAACAGUGAAGAGUGCUACGAGAAAGAAUAAAAGAUCUUCACGCUCACAAGAUCCACUGAAUGAUGACCCAGAGUGGACAGGAAAGGCUACAAAGCCGCGAAAGCAGAGAAAGGCUACAACGGAGGCACUUGAAGCACCUCGUAGGCAGAAGUGCGUGCCCCCAGAUGAGGGUGAAGCCUCGAAGGAAGUUAAGGUGAAGGAUGAGCCGGAAGAUUUCGUGUCGAAGAACAAAACAAUGCGUGGCAGGAAAGCUGAGUAUAUAUGCAGUAUUUGUGGAAUAAAGUAUAUAAAGAGAGCCACUCUCAAGGACCACAUGCAGACCAUCCAUCAAGGUCUCAAACUGGCUCAAUGUACGGUGUGCCAGAAGGAAUUCACACGUCCGGAUAAUCUUCGAGGGCACAUGGUGCGAAUGCACGGUGCCAAGGAUAUGCUGAAGUGCGAAGAAUGUGGCAAAGUUUUCCGGACGGAGGAAGGACUUACGAAUCACACGAAGGAAUGGCAUGAUCCGGAGAAUCCCAAAGAGAAGCCCAAGAACUACAUGUGUGAUCUCUGUGGGAAGGCUUUUGGAUCACCAGCAGCUCUUCGUAAACACACCAAUUCCCACGCGGGAAUCCGACCAUUUAAGUGCACAGUUUGCUCACGUCGGUAUCCCACAAAGCAUCACUUCAAAAUUCACAUGAUGCGCCAUGAGGGGAUUAAGAAUCACGUCUGUACGGUUUGUGGGCUCCAGAAGACAACACUUACGGAGCUAAAGGCGCACAUGAAUCAGCACACUCAUGAGAGGAUCUUCGCCUGUGAGCAAUGCCCUAAAACAUUUCUUAGCAUGGGGAAUUUCAGUCGACACGUGAGGAUUGUCCAUCAGGGGAUUAAGGCUUUUGACUGCCCCCACUGUGAACGUUCAUUCGGAAAGAAGGAAACUCUCAAGCAUCACGUGAUGACCCAUACAGGUGAGAAGCCUCAUGCUUGCACUGUCUGCGGGAAGAGAUUCAUCCAGCCCACAGCCCUCCAGACUCACAUGAAGACGCAUCAGAAGUAAAAAAAAUAUAUUUCAAUUGAUUUUGAUAAAAAAAUCAGAUUUUUUUUAGUUGAAAAAAAAAACAAAAAAUUAUAUAUUUGUUCCCUUUUAACAUAAAUUUUAUCUUCAUUAAUUAUCUUUAAAAUCCUUUAAAGCAGCUUUUGUGGUGAUUUUUAAAUUAAUUCUCUUGACAUAAAUAAUUAAAUUUAUUGGUGUUAGUUUGGUCCGAAGGUAGAUUAUAAUUUUCAGUGGACUUGAAAUUUCUUUAUAAAAGCAGAAAAAUGAUUCCUUUUCAUGUAUUUUUAUCCAUAAAUAAUUUAUUUUAUUCCCUUUCCCUAAUUUUACUUUUUGUACAAAUUACGAAUAAAUAAAAAAAUUAAAAAUAUAGAAAA